Messenger RNA from Lineus longissimus, 2903 nucleotides. Its product is annotated as DDB1- and CUL4-associated factor 10-like. Bases 127 to 1929 code for a protein of 600 amino acids. Gene Ontology annotation, cellular component: Cul4-RING E3 ubiquitin ligase complex. The record is from RefSeq and is a predicted model, not a curated record. NCBI's taxonomy places the organism in Eukaryota, Metazoa, Nemertea, Pilidiophora, Heteronemertea, Lineidae. The transcript is spliced from 6 exons. Gene Ontology annotation, molecular function: protein binding.
AUCAAUAAAGUGAACAAAAUCCUUAAAAAUCAUGCCCAUUUCUCACCGGUUUUCUCUCUACUUUGCUGCCGUAGUCUCUUUAUUUUGAGCAGACAUAUUAUCUGAUCGUUAAAGCAACGAUACGCCAUGCCAAGAGUUAAAUUCAGGCCCCACGAAUGGCUUGCUUCGCGUGAAGUUGGUGGAGGUAAAAAUAGAUUUCCUUGUAAAAGUGAGCUUUUGCCUGGAUUGUAUGGCUCUGUUCGGGAGGUUCACUCGUGGAAUCCGCAGCAAACUGUCAAGCACACACACCAUGGAGGCAUAUUCAACUUUGAUUUCUCUACUGAUGGCUCUGUCUUAGCUGCUGCCUGUGAACGCCGGAAUAUUCUAUUAUUCGAUCCAUUCAAUGGAAAAUUGAUUGCACAUAAAGAACAGGCUCAUGAAGACUGUGUUAACUAUGUCAGAUUCCUCGACACGCGGGUGUUUGCAACCUGUUCAGAUGACACCACAGUUUGUCUCUGGGACGUGCGAUUCCUCAAGAAAAAUAUCCGGGUUUUACGAGGACAUUCCAACUGGGUGAAAAACAUCGAAUAUGAUGCUAACAAUGGCCUGCUAGUGACAUCUGGUUUUGACGGGAGCAUUUACACCUGGGAUAUAAAUAGCUAUUCCUCAAAUGAGUCCUGCUCCAAGAGCGUCUUUCACACCAGCGGUCUGAUGCGGUCCAAGCUCACUCCCGAUGCCUCCAAGCUGAUUCUGUCGACAGCCGGUGGUUAUCUCCUCGUUGUUCAUAAUCUCGACCUGCACACUCUCGACCAAGAUCUCCAUGGCUUCAAACCCAACAUGUACCGCUUGAUGCAGAUGAGUCGAUCGCCGGUCCGUCAGGGCUAUACCUAUAAUCACGUGUUCGAGCGGCAGAGGAAUCGCGUGGAGUUUAUCAGCGACUUUCCUGAGCAGAAUGAUGCGGAGGUUGUAGCUUCACUGCAGGUUCAUCCAUUUGGCUGGUGUGUGCUCUCGAGGAACACAAGUUCAGAUGAAAAUUCAGAGUGGACAUGUGUCCAUGACAUACAGGCCGUCCCGAGCGAUGACGAUGACGAUGAGGAACAUUCCAUCAAAUCUGACGAAUCAGAUAAUCUGAUGUGCAAACAUCCCGAGACGAUAUCACCAGAGUCAGGCGAACAUUCCCGAUCGCCAAGCCCAUCUCGUUUCUUAUCAGUCUUGGUCGAAGACGAUUCCUCGUCGUCACAUUCACAAUCUCCGUCGCCGCGGUUGGGGACGAGGUCUCCCAGUUCCCAGGCAGGGUAUGAACACGAAACUUAUUACAGUGUGACGCGGCGGCGGAGGACUGCGAGUGAUUCCAGUGAAAGUAGUACCGGUUCUAACAAUGUCCGCCAGAGGGUAGGUCGUACUCGUGGAAGAUCUCGGGAUAGUGACGAGGAUAUUAUCACAGAGGUUGAACCAAGUGGUACAAACCACGAACCUUCUCCUGGUACCUCUAAUGACGAUCGCAGCGCCCGAAGCAGUGAAAGGCUUGCCGACAAUAUGACGUUCAUAAUCCGUUCAGAUUCGCGCGUUGCAGAGCGCACUCUUCUUCUUCUUGGUCAGCGUGAAUUGAUUUGCGGUUCGAAGCCGCAGAUUCAUGAAAAUAGACCUCGUCUCCUCCACCAUAUCGAAGAGCCCAACGUCGGGCGUGGAUUCAUAAAAGAGUUGUGUUUUAGUAGUGACGGUCGUCUUGUCUGUUCGCCGUUUGCUUACGGAACUCGUCUUCUGGCAUUUGAUAAAGAAUGUCAUGAAUUAUGUGACGCGGUUCCACAGCAGCCGCAGCAGUUAGUCGAGGUCGCGAGUUGUAUGAGUCACAGACAUGUUGUCGUGACGACCAAGUUCUCGCCGAUUCAUUGUAUGUUUGUGUCCGGGUGUCUGAAUGGGAAGGUCGCAUUUCAUCAGCCACUUCUAUAGUUAUUGCAUCGCGUUUUGCUCAAAAUAUUAGAAAUUUGAAGAUGAAAUGAGUGUUCUGAGACUACUAAUACUGACAGUCAGCGUUCAAUUGCUAUAUUAAAACACCUCAAAUUAAACAAUGAAAUGCGAUUUCUGAAAGCUUUUUGCCUAGAGUAGCUCAACAGCCAACAGACUUCUCCAAGUGCGAGAUAUUCACCAGGCCAGUGCUUGUGCUGGUUUUUUGUUGCAUCAAUAAGAUGGAGUAUUGAGUUAGACUCCCGGACAAGGUACUAACUGGCCCAUCGAUGAUCUGUUGUUGAUCUGUUCUCUGUUUUAUUUCUAAUGUAUUGUUAGUCUACUAGUAUGUUUAGUUUUGUCUAGUCAUUUUUAAAAUAUACAUGUAGUGGGGUGGCUGUGGGGAUUGAACCAGGGAUCAUGUGAUUGCCAGUCGAGAGUGCGACCCACUUGUCAACAGUGCUCCACGACCGUUGUUAACAAAUUUGAUGGCUCCAACUUGGGAAACUUCCCUUACCCUUCACUCAACAUAUCUGUACCAAGCUUUUAUGAAUUAUGCCUGACCAUGAAUCAUGUCUAUCAAGUAUUAAGUUGCAUUUAUUUGAACGUCACAUAACGUGUCACAUUUCUUAUUUAUUCAAUUUGGAGACAUUGUGAUAUGGAGGUUCUGCGGUGAUGUCAUUGGUCAGCCAUUUUGGACUUGAAUCUGUGUUCUUGACACUGCUUGGGUCGCCUACAGAGUGUAGCAUGCGCUGAUCACGCUGCUUGACGUCACCACUGAUCGCUUACACUGUUGCACUGAUAGUAAAGAAUGCCACGUGGGUCUGCGACCACAAUUUGACUUCCAGAAUGAUGUCUAUCAGAAAAACAUCAUCUGCAUGACUUCUUGGGUCAUUUGUCUCCCUCUUUACUCACUCAGAAUAUAUGUACUGAAUUCUUAUGUUUGUACCUAAGAAUGUCAGUUAAUAUGUUUGCAUUUA